GAGGCGAGGACUAAGGAUGAUGACCCCCGGGCCCCGCCCUCGGCACCUCGUCCUGGCUCGUUCAGCCCGCAGCACGUCUCCGUGGGGCCCCAGUGCCUGCCGGUGGUCCGUCCAGGAAGCAGGGUACAGAGAUGUCUGGCGAAGGCCCGGGGUCGGGUGGCCGUGCGGGAGCAUUCGGAGGCCGGGGGUCCGGAGGGCGACCUUUACCAGUUUGAGGCCGCGUGGGACAGCUCCAUGCACAACUCUCUGCUGCUGAACCGGGUCACCCCGUACCGAGAGAAAAUCUACAUGACCCUCUCGGCUUACAUUGAGAUGGAGAACUGCACCCAGCCAGCCGUCAUCACCAAGGACUUCUGCAUGGUCUUCUACUCUCGGGAUGCCAAGCUGCCCGCCUCGCGCUCCAUCCGCAACCUGUUUGGCAGCGGGAGCCUGCGGGCCUCGGAGAGCAACCGCGUGACAGGCGUGUACGAGCUCAGCCUGUGCCAUGUGGCCGAUGCCGGCAGCCCAGGGAUGCAGCGGCGGCGGAGGCGCGUGCUCGAUACGUCUGUGGCCUACGUCCGCGGCGAGGAGAACCUGGCGGGCUGGAGGCCCCGGAGCGACAGCCUCAUCCUGGACCACCAGUGGGAGCUGGAGAAGCUGAGUCUCCUGCAGGAGGUGGAGAAGACCAGGCACUACCUGCUGCUGCGGGAGAAGCUGGAGACCACGCAGCGGCCCGGCCCCGAGGCGCCCCCCGCCUCCAGCGAGGACUCCGGCUCCCACGGCCCGUCCGGCCCCUCGUCCCCACUCUCGGCCGAGGGCCGGCCGUCCCCCCUGGAGGCUCCCAACGAGAGACAGCGGGAGCUGGCCGUCAAGUGCUUACGCCUCCUCACGCACACGUUCAACCGAGAGUACCACAGCCACGUGUGCGUCAGCGCCAGCGAGAGCAAGCUCUCCGAGAUGUCUGUCACCCUGCUUCGGGACCCAUCCAUGUCCCCUCUGGGGGCAGCCACGCUCACACCCUCCUCCACCUGCCCCUCUCUGGUGGAGGGGCGGUACGGAGCAGCCGAUCUGAGGACCCCGCAGCCCUGCUCCCGGCCGGCCAGCCCAGAACCUGAGCCUGUGCCCGAGGCAGAUUCGAAGAAGCUUCCAUCCCCUGCUCGGGCCGUGGAGGCGGACAAAGAGCCCCCGCGCCUGCUGGUUCCUGACAUCCAGGAGAUCCGGGUCAGCCCCAUCGUCUCCAAGAAGGGCUACCUGCACUUCCUGGAGCCACACACAGCCGGCUGGGCCAAGCGCUUCGUGGUGGUACGGCGGCCGUAUGCCUACAUGUACAACAGUGACAAGGACUCUGUGGAGAGGUUCGUGCUCAACCUGUCCACCGCCCAGGUGGAGUACAGCGAGGACCAGCAGGCCAUGCUCAAGGUACAGCCUUGGAAAUGGGAUGGGCGGGUCCCGGGUUGGCCAAGGCCCGGCGAACCCCCGGCAGGGCCGCGGGAGGUGGGAGCCGGGCCCCGUCCCCCGUAG
Molecule: messenger RNA, 1500 nt
Organism: Lynx canadensis (Canada lynx)
Lineage: Eukaryota; Metazoa; Chordata; Mammalia; Carnivora; Felidae
Product: kinesin-like protein KIF1A
Source: RefSeq, a predicted model, not a curated record